This is a messenger RNA of Nerophis lumbriciformis (worm pipefish), 765 nucleotides long. Lineage: Eukaryota; Metazoa; Chordata; Actinopteri; Syngnathiformes; Syngnathidae. The record is from RefSeq and is a predicted model, not a curated record.
AUGACCAGGUGGGCGCGAGCCAACAACGUCCACAAGCACAAGGCGGCCGACGCCACGCCGUGGAGUCGGCUGAAGGCGACGGGAGGUCGAGCCCAGGGGAGCCGGGCUCCGGCGGUACAACUCGCCGCCGAUGGGAGGAAAAAGAAGAAGAAGAAGGACUACGCGGAUCAGGACGUCAACGGCUUUCUGGAGUUUCUGCAGCAGAACGGCCAUUCCUCUGCGACGGUAGAGCCGAAGGAACUGAAGCGGGAGGUGGAGGUGGCCUUGAGGAAGGACCACAGGAGAGAAAACAGAAGGAUCAAGAGGCAGACGGACAAGAAGAGCCAAAUGCUGUGCUUCAACUGUAGAAAGCCCGGCCACGGCCUUGCUGACUGCCCCGAGGCCGAGCGGGAGCGGGAGACGGGCGCUGGCAUCUGCUACCGCUGCGGCUCGGCGGAGCACGACAUCCAGCGUUGCCGGGCCAAAGUGGACCCCGCAGUAGGCGACUACCCUUACGCCAAGUGCUUCAUCUGCGGUCAGACGGGACAUUUGUCACGCUCGUGCCCGGACAACCCCAAAGGCCUCUACGCCCAAGGUGGAAGCUGUCGGACGUGCGGAUCGGUGGAACAUUUUCAGAAGGACUGUCCACAACGUCAAGCCUCAGCCGAGAGCAUGACGCUGACGCUGGGCUGGUUGUCCAACAACAUGAGUGCGGACCAUCAGGACGUGCAUGUUCCUGCCGUGACACAGAGCAAAGCCAAGCACAGCAAAGUGGUCUUCUUCUGA